Ostrea edulis (European flat oyster) is the source of this 3742-nucleotide messenger RNA. RefSeq lists its product as uncharacterized. Bases 27 to 3650 code for a protein of 1207 amino acids. Gene Ontology annotation, molecular function: metalloendopeptidase activity. Gene Ontology annotation, biological process: proteolysis. The transcript is spliced from 19 exons. The record is from RefSeq and is a predicted model, not a curated record. Lineage: Eukaryota; Metazoa; Mollusca; Bivalvia; Ostreida; Ostreidae.
CUCUAUAUGUUGGUCUCCUUGCGUAAAUGUCUUCAGAUGGAAAAAGUGCAUCGACAAUGAUUAAAGAUACCUUGUUUUUAGUUAUUUUUUGUUUUAUAAUAUGGAAGGAAUCUUACGCUCUGACGAAUGAAUCGCCAACGGACUUAGCUGUUUUGGAGGCCCCUGGGUGCGAAGGAAAAUCCCCUGAAAAUAUAGAUGUGGAUUUAAACAUUGGAUCCAAGAAUAAGAAGAUUCAACUUCACCUGAAGAGGAAUGAUAAAAUUAAUGCAGAUGCUAUAGUGUUUGUUCCCAGAGUAGACUCAAAAACCGGAAAGUCCGUACUUGAGAGGGAAUCCAUUCCAUUUAAUGCGGACGAAGCUUACUAUCAUGAUGAAAAUUAUGGAGGGUCUUUUCUCUUGAAAUGUCACGACCUGCAAUCCGAAGGCCUACAGGAAAUGGCAUUGGAAGGAUCUCUAUAUGUAAACGGAGAAGAGUUUGAUAUGCAACCAAUGGACCAAGGAGCGAGGCGAAAGAGACAGAUAAAGAUAAAGGUGGACAAGAAUGGCCAAAAGAAAACAUCCGUUAUGUAUGGAUUGUAUAAAAAGAAAAAACCUAAUGCAUCUAGGAACUGGGAAAUGAACAAGAAAAAUAAUAACUUUAAAAAGGCGUGGGAAAAAGUAAGAAAACUCCGAGGGAAAAAACGAACAUCAUCCCGAAAAAAAUUGAAUCCUUUUAGAAAACCGUCGAGGAGCGGUUCCAGCCGACAAAGAUUUUCAAAAGGAACAUGGGCAAGAACCUCAAACAAGGGAGUUCCUGUAUUUACCCCAGCACCCGCUAAAACAACAACAGAAGCCCCGGUAGCUGAAGAAGAACCCGUACAACCCCUGACGGCUUUCAAAACCCUCAGUAGUAGAAGCAGGAGAAGGCUGGUAGUGGACACUUCCAAAGCUAAGGUUCUGGGGGAAAAUCUGGUGAAUGAUUUCAAGCCUGCCUUUGCUACAACUGCUAAGAGAACAGUUGUGACUGCGGUCACAUCCGAGUAUAAUGUGGGGAUCCUUGUAGGGCUGGAUUAUGCUACGUAUGAAAGGUUUUACAAGAAAUCAACAGGGGCAACCGACAAGCAACGUGACGUAAAUACAAAGAGAGCGAUGAGAACAUACUUCUCUCAAGUAAUGAACGGAGUUGCUCUUCGCUACAAAACUAUAAAAGCUGAUUUCUCGUUGAACAUAGUCAUCUCGGGCUUUCUCAUUGUUGAUGCUCCGGAUUACCCGUGUUUCACGUGUGGAAAAAUAAGGAAUGUGUUUGAUGACACAGAACGACAGCUAACAAAUAUAGAAUCAGCCCUCAGAAACAUCACGGAGUUUAGACAGAAAACUCAACUACCAGAACACGACCACCUAAUGCUUUUUACAGACUUGGAUCUUUACUACAGCCCCAGCAAGAACAACUAUCAAACAGAUGUAACAGGUUUUGCCUACGUCAGUGCCUUAUGUACUCAAGCCAGUACAUCCGUUAUUGAAGAUUUUGGAAACUUUGAAAGUGUAUUUACAUCUGCACACGAAUUAGGCCACAGUCUGGGUGCACAACAUGAUGGUAUAGGUAACACUUGCUCCGAGAUGGACCAGUACCUUUUGACAGCAGUAUCUGGGCAAACAUCAGAAACUACCAAACAUAACCCUUGGAAAUUUUCUUCCUGCUCCAUAGAUUACUUCCGAGAGUAUAUUGCAAACAUAAGCAAAGAAGACUCUAAAGUUGGCAAUUGUCUGGCCGACGAAGCGCUGAUAUACGACACCCAGGAAUAUAAUCAGAAUAUCGGCACGCAUCCUGGUCAGUUAACUAACCCAAAUGACCAAUGUAAAGCUAUCCUAGGUCCUAGUUCAUAUUACGGAUGGGGAGAUGUUCUAAAAUCUUUUGCGGAUAUUUGUACAUCCAUGGCGUGUAACACAGGGGAGAGUAAAGACAUGUUCAUAUUUGCAACUGCAUACAGGGGAACUUCUUGUGGGCACAAAAAGUGGUGCCUAGAAGGUCGUUGUAAAAGUGAUGUGGAAGCUCCAAGCAAAAAUUCUGAAUGUGUGCAUGGAGAUUCCUUACGGACGUUUUCUUUCCUUGACAAGACGUGUGCGCAGGUUGUGUCCGAAACGCCGUCUCGAUGUUAUGAAGCUUUAUAUAAAACAAAAUGCUGCGAAUCCUGCGCGAGAGCUGCCAACAAAACAGACCCAGACUGUCCGUAUGGCGAUAGGGGAGACUCCUGUUCCAAGAUCUUGUCAAGUCCUUUCCUGUGUUACGUGGAGGAUCGAGACUGCUGUGCAACGUGUGCUAAUAUGAAUAUAGGACCAGAAGGUUGUGAAUAUGGCGACAAAAUAGAGACAUGCUCUGUUGAGGAGUGUGGUAAAGAUGAAACGUAUCGAGAUCAGUGUUGCGAAACAUGUGCUGAUUAUGUUCCCAUAACCACAACGACAACACAGGUACCAACAACAACUACACAACCAACAACUACAACACAACCAUCAACAACAACACAACCAACAACCCAACCACCAACAACCACAAAACCAUCAACCACAACACAACCAACAGCCACAACACAGCCACCAACAACCACAACACAACAAACAACAACCACAACACAACAAACAACAACCACAACACAACCAACAACAACCACAAAACCAUCAACCACAACUCAACCACCAACAACGACAACAACAUCUCCCUCAACUACAAAAUCACCAAAAAUUGAACCGAUAACUACACAGGCGACAACAACUAAAUCUGUAAUUACAUCAUCCAAGCCACCACCCCAGACAACAAAAGCAGCACCAACAACAACAGCGACUGCCAUUACUUCAACUGUAUCACCAUUUCAAUCUAUGUGCGUUAACCCUACGGCCAAAUUUGGAUUCAAAACUUGUGCAGAAAUUGGGGCGAAACUAUACAUCCCGUGUCACAAUGAUAUGUUCCGAAGAUUGUGCUGUAAAGACUGUGGAGCAUGCUCCGAUCAGCAAACGUGUGGACAAGUGGAAGCCGGAUCUUGUUACUAUAACAAUGUCAAAACAUCGUGCUGCGAAUCUUGUAAAAGAUUUGCCGAAAAGGAUCCAAACUGUGUAGGUGAUGCCACUCCAUUCUGUGCAGUACUUGUUCAACAAGAUGGAGAGUACGUUUGUUCCAAAUACAGGCCAAUUUGUUGUAAAUCCUGUGAAAAUUACCGAAUUAAUAGUUUGUUUUCCCGUACUGCCAAGGGGAACUCGAAGAUUUUAAAGGCAAGAGCCCAAAUAGACUCAGUUUUAGGAAAAGCGGCUGACCCUAAUAGUUUUAUAGAUUUAAGUAAGGACAAUCUUAAGAAUAUACCAGAAUCCAGACAGCUGGAGAAAGCUGGUAUUUCGAGUAAAAGCAGAACUACUAAAAAUCGAAGAAAGCUACGAAGGUUCAGAAAUUUAAAAAAUAGACCCAAACUUAAGCGCCCAACCAAACCAAAGCGCCCAACCAAACCUAAGCGCCCAACCAUACCUAAGCGCCUAACCAUACCUAAGCGCCCAUCCAGACCAGGUCGAAUACCAUCUCGACGCUCAAAAUCGAAACCACGAACUCCCUCCCGACGUCAACCAAAACGGUCCCGAGGACCAAAUCCAUGGAGGAGAAAACCAUCCAGGCCGUGGCGUCGGACUGGGUGAAGCAUGCGCUAAUGAAUAUUUUUAUUUGUUAUGUAUUAUAAACCGUUCAAUGUAUAUAAAGGACUUGUGCAAUAAAAUAUUCUCCAGAUUUG